Molecule: messenger RNA, 2399 nt
Organism: Juglans microcarpa x Juglans regia
Lineage: Eukaryota; Viridiplantae; Streptophyta; Magnoliopsida; Fagales; Juglandaceae
Product: disease resistance protein Roq1-like
Exons: 4
Coding region: 42-2399 (785 amino acids)
Biological process (GO): defense response
Molecular function (GO): ADP binding
Source: RefSeq, a predicted model, not a curated record
AAUCUCAUAUACGAGACAUUUAUCAGCAUUUAAGUAUCGAAAUGAAUGAUAUUAUAUGCGUGUUAGGGAUAUUCGGAACGGGUGGAAUUGGUAAGACAACUAUUUCAAACGAUAUUUAUAACCAGAUUUCUUCUCAAUUUGAAGGAAGUUGUUUCUUGAGAAAUAUUAGGGAAAAUUCAAAACAAGCGGGAGGUCUAAUUCUGCUGCAAAAUACACUUCUUUUCGAGAUAUUAGGAACAAAAUUGGAUAUUAAUGAUGUUGAUAGAGGAGUCGGUGUAAUUUGGCAUAGACUUCAAUCUAAAAAGAUUCUACUAAUUCUUGAUGAUGUGGAUGACAUGAUCCAACUAGAAAAAUUAGCUGGAAAUCGUGCUUGGUUUGGUUUAGGAAGUAGAGUCAUCAUAACAACAAGAGAUCAACAUAUACUAGAUAACUCUAAAGUUGAUUCAAAAUACGAGAUGAGGACUUUGGAUGACAACGAAGCUCUUCAAUUGUUUAGCUUGUAUGCUUUUGAGGAAAAAGAACCAUUGAAGGAUUAUGUGGACCUCUCGAAACAAGUAACAAAAUAUGCUCAAGGUCUUCCACUAGCUUUAACAGUACUAGGUUCGGAUCUAAAAGGUCAAAAUAUACAUCAGUGGAAAAGCGCAUUGGAUAAGUAUAAAAAUAUUCCCAACCAAAAUAUUCAGAGAGUACUUCAAAUAAGUUAUGAUAGUUUGGAAGAUAGUGAGAAAGACAUGUUCCUUGACAUUGCAUUUUUCUUCCAAGGAGAACCUUUGGCUAAGGUCAUGGAAAUAUUUGAUAGUUGCGGUUUUUUUCCAAUUCAUGGUAUCCAGAGGCUUAUAGACAAGUGUCUAAUUGCUAUUAAUUAUAAACGUAUUUGGAUGCAUGACUUGCUACAAGAUAUGGGUCGAGAAGUUGUUCGAAAAAAAUCAUCAAUAGAACCUAGCAAACGCAGCAGAUUGUGGUUUCAUAAAGAUGUUCGUCAAGUGUUCGAAGAAGAUAUGGGGCCAAACAAAAUUGAAGGUAUAGUAGUAGAUUUACCUGAAGGCGAUGAGGAGAUAAGCUUGCAUCCCAAAGCAUUUCAAAAUAUGAAGAGACUUAGAGUCUUUAUAAAUCGUAAUGCGCGUUUUUCUUGUGCACCCAAUUAUCUCUCCGACAAGUUAAGGGUAUUGGAUUGGUCUAAAUAUUCUUCACAGUCAUUGCCACGUAAUUUUCAAGGGAAGAAUCUCAUUGUCUUUAGAAUGCAUGAUAGCAUCAUCAAGGAAUUAGGGGACGGAUUCAAGCCCAAGAAUUUGACGACCAUGGCUUUCGAGUUUUGUUGUUACUUAACAGAAAUUCCGGAUCUUUCAAGCACUUCUAAUUUGAAGAAAUUGACUGUCAAAUCUUGUCACAGACUAGUUAAAGUGCAUGAUUCCGUUGGAUCCCUAGAAAACCUUUCUAAUCUGAGUUUUGAGGGAUGCUCUAAACUCCAAAUUUUUUCAAGAAGCCUCAAGUUGAGAUCUUUACGCGAGCUUAAUCUUGGGAAUUGCUCAAGCCUCCGUGAUCUUCCUGAAAUCGAGUGUAAAAUGGAAUGUUUAAGGACAUUGGUUCUAGUUGGCACUAUAGUAGAAGAACUACCUUUAUCCAUUGGGAACCUCAUUGGACUUGAGGAAUUAAAUCUAUGGUACUGCAAAAACCUUAUGCGUCUUCCAAUUGCUUUGAUCCAGUUGCAACAUUUACGCUGGCUUUGUAUUGGUGGUUAUACAAAUAUUGUAAAGAAGAUGAGGGAUGAUGGGCAAUCCCUUGAUCUACCAAAUGAUUCUACAACAAUAGAAGACGAGAUAUCAAAUUCAAGCAAUGGGAGCACUACAUUACAAGAAGUCUAUGAAUAUAAUGCUACUUUGUUUCCGGAAAAUCAGAUUUCAAAGUGGUUGAGUUAUAUUCAUGAGUUUUUAAAAGAUAAUAAAAUGCUGAAGGGGCCUGAUGAUUAUGUCCGACCGAGGAAAAAAGAAGAGUGGGUAAUAGAUUUUGAUGGGCCGCACUAUUUGGAGGAGAUCAGCGGAAUUGUAUUAUAUGUCGUAAAAUUUUUUAAAAAUUCUUGGAUAACCAUUUCAGGCUGGGAGACUGAUAUUGGUGAUGCUAAGAUAACAAGUAACAACUCAAAUCAUGUAUGUUGUAUUCAAGAAGGGGUACAAUUGGUUAAUAUAGAUUGGUACAAAGGGGAAAAUUGGACUGGAUAUCUUGUAUGGGUGGGGUACUCCAACUUACAAUCUUUUGACCUCAAGGUUUUGGACAAUUUAAGAGUUCAAUUUUAUCUCAAUCAUUGUUAUGGGAUGGUGCCGUUUUAUGAAAGCUACAGAGCCAAAGUGAUAUACAAGAAUGAAAGUAGAGCAAAAACUCUUGAUCAACAGAAAUUCAAUUAA